AUGCGUCUCUCCCUCGUCCUCCUAGCGCUCUCCACCCUCGCAGCGGCCGGACCGCUCCCACCCUUCUCGACAGCUGCCCUAGAAGCCCGCGCUCCUCCCUUUACGCCAGCUAAUAAUACCCUGGGUUCCGAUCCAGUCGCGGCCUUGACCAAAUUGAAGGCGGUCUAUGACAGUGUCAAUGAACCCAAACCUAGUGGUUCCUCAAUAGCCAAGCGCGGUUUUUGGAAGUGGCUCAAGGAUGCAAUUGAAUCUCCUGGUCUGAAGAUUAGAUCUCCCGUCUCCAACUCUACAUCCUAUGACGAAGCACUCGGUCCUGAUCUCAUUGCGACCUUGACUGAUUUGAAAGCUGUCUACGAUAGCCUCGAUGUGAAACGCACGGAGAGCGGCAUCAAAGCCAAGCGCGACUUUUGGAAGUGGCUCAAGGAUGCAUUCGAAUCCCCCGGUCUGAAGAUCAGAUCUCCCGUCUUCAACUCCACAUCUUUUGAAGAAGCACUCGGUCCUGAUCUCGCGGCGACCUUGACUGAUUUGAAGGCUGUCUACGAAGGUCUCAAUGUAAAACGCACGGAGGGUGGCUUCAAAGCCAAGCGCGGUUUCUGGAAAUGGCUCAAGGAGACGAUCGAAUCUCCUGGCCUGGAGGCCAGAUCAUACAGCGGCUGCUCUCUCAUCGACAGCAACUCAGACGAUGCCUCCGAAACCGAGCGCGCUCCUAUGGGUGGCGCCGGGUCUAAAGGCCCGAUAUUCCCAUGA
This is a messenger RNA of Letharia columbiana, 747 nucleotides long. RefSeq lists its product as uncharacterized. Lineage: Eukaryota; Fungi; Ascomycota; Lecanoromycetes; Lecanorales; Parmeliaceae. The record is from RefSeq and is a predicted model, not a curated record. The transcript is spliced from 4 exons. The coding region runs from base 1 to 747 and encodes 248 amino acids.